Paraglomus occultum is the source of this 459-nucleotide messenger RNA. The record is from the annotation of a GenBank genome assembly. NCBI's taxonomy places the organism in Eukaryota, Fungi, Glomeromycota, Glomeromycetes, Paraglomerales, Paraglomeraceae.
AUGGCCACAAGAGGCAUCAAACGUCCUCACGACGACUCGUUCAUCAAGUCAGUUGACGAAGAACAUAUUCUCACCGACGACUCGUUCAUCAAGUCAGUUGACGAAGAACAGAUUCUCACCGACGACUCUUCCACAACUAUUCAUACUAGUACGCAAGCUGUACCGUCGAAAAAGGGUAGAACGAAACCCAAAUCCUCGGACGAAAAUACCAACUCGAGCAAACGUAAUCGAAAAAAGGAAACGAACGAAAAAUCGAACAAAAGUGUAAAGUGGACGACUAAACAAAGAAUGCAGUUACUCAACGCUGUUUUAAAGAGAGUUGGUACUUUAAACUGGAAAGACAUUGCUGAAGAAGUGGAUGAAAAGGACAUGACGUCGUGUCGUCAACAAUGGAAUCGGAAAAUUAUCCCCGAUUUGAAGAAGGCAGCUGGGAAUGGUAUUAAAGGCAGUGAAAAAUAA